This is a messenger RNA of Sorghum bicolor (sorghum), 1014 nucleotides long. Its product is annotated as protein FAR1-RELATED SEQUENCE 5-like. The transcript is spliced from 2 exons. The record is from RefSeq and is a predicted model, not a curated record. NCBI's taxonomy places the organism in Eukaryota, Viridiplantae, Streptophyta, Magnoliopsida, Poales, Poaceae. Bases 1 to 1014 code for a protein of 337 amino acids.
AUGGAAGCAACUUCACAUAGCAAGGACCACUUAGACACAGGAACAAGAAUAGAUACUGAUGGCAACACAAAGGACAAUGAAAAAGAUGAAAUGAUGACAGAAGAGGAUAUAGAUGCAUUCAUACAGUCAGAACAACAGGCAGCAAGUGAAGGAAACAAUGCAAAUACAAAUAGCAGAUACACCCCACAGAUAGGAAUGGAGUUUGACAACCGUGAUGAUGUACACCAUUUCUUCCACUUCUAUGGAUUCCUAGCAGGAUUUGAAGUGAUUGUCACCCAUACAGUCAGAACAACGGACAAGAAGAGAAACAAUGAGAUAGUCAAGGUUGAAAUGAAAUGUCACUGCUAUGGGAAACCUAGAAAGAAGAAAACCAAAGGAGAUGAGGAAGAACAAAUAGAAGUGGACAAAACAAAGAAAAACAAGGGCCCAGGGAGGAAAACAAAUAUACAGAUCAAAACAGAUUGCCCAGUUGUGAUGCUGGUCAAGGAGGAAAAUGGAAGAUGGAAAAUAAUAAGAUUAGAACUAGAUCACAACCAUCCACUAUACCCUGGGAACAGAGAACAACUUUUCAGUGGACACAAAUAUAUGACUGAAAUGGAGAAAGCCAUAAUCAGAACAUUAAAUGCCAACAACAUAGCGACAAGACAGAUGAUAUCCAUACUAUCUUAUUUGAGGGGAGGCGUCACAGCACUACCAUAUAAGAAGAAGGAUGUAGCAAAUUUCAGAACUAAACUAAACAGAGUAAUAUCUGGUUCAGAUAUGAAGCAGGCACUAAACUACUUCAUAGAAAAGAAAAACAAAGACCCAAGUUUCUUCUACAAGUUUGAUGUAGAUGAACAUCUCAGAGUUAAAAACAUAUUUUGGAGAGAUGCAGAAUCACUAAAGUACUAUGCUGUCAGCUUCGACACAACUUACAUGACAAACAAGUACAACCUUCCAUUUGCACCUUUUGUAGGGGUAACAGGACAUGGACAUACCUUGAAGCAAUGGGUGGAAAGCAUCCAACAACCAUAA